Messenger RNA from Ananas comosus (pineapple), 1445 nucleotides. RefSeq names its product deSI-like protein At4g17486. Bases 376 to 1119 code for a protein of 247 amino acids. Gene Ontology annotation, molecular function: deubiquitinase activity. The transcript has 4 exons. The record is from RefSeq and is a predicted model, not a curated record. Lineage: Eukaryota; Viridiplantae; Streptophyta; Magnoliopsida; Poales; Bromeliaceae. Gene Ontology annotation, biological process: protein deubiquitination.
CUGGCCCUUACAGAAAAAGGAACAGGCCAAAUCGGUGUACGAGAAGAGACAGAGAGAGAGAGAGAGAGAGAGGAGAGAGAGAGAAGAGGAGGGGAGAGAGAGAGAGAUCUCCUUCUCUGUAGAUCUCUUCCUCUUCCCCCUGAUGCGCCAUUUCCAUGUCCGCAAUGAGAUCUCCUCCCUUCGUCCUCUUCCUCUCUCUAGGGUUUCUUCUAAUUGAGGUGGUCUAAGGCUCUUUGGUGGUGGUGGUGGCCGUGGACGUGGUGGGGUUGGUGGUGCUCUUUUGGGACCAACAAUGGCGGUUCCCCGCGUCGGCGGAGGUGGUCUUCGUCCUCUUCGCGUUUUGUGAUUUGGGUUUUCUCCUCCGACCACGGGAACAUGAAGCUGGGGACAAAGAAGGGAUGGAAAUCCCUGGUGCCGAUUCGAAUGGGACGGAAAUCCGGGACCCAGUUCUGUAUGUUCCCGAAGGUCCGCUCGGCCGGCCAAACGCCGGGCGAUGCGCCGGUUUACCUGAACGUGUAUGAUUUGACCCCAGUGAAUGGCUACAUGUAUUGGGCUGGUCUUGGGAUUUUCCACUCUGGGAUUGAAGUUCAUGGUGUAGAAUAUGCAUUUGGAGCACAUGAUUACCCCUCGAGUGGAGUCUUCGAGGUUGAGCCUCGUCAGUGUCCAGGCUUCAGGUUUAGGAAAUCAAUAUUUAUCGGCACAACUUGCCUAGAUCCUUUGCAGGUUAGAGAGUUUAUGGAGCUCCAAUCGGUAAACUACAAUGGAGAUACAUAUCAUUUGAUCGUCAAGAACUGCAACCAUUUCUGCAAUGACAUCUGUUAUAAGCUGACUGGCAAUUCAAUCCCCAAGUGGGUGAACCGGCUUGCGAGGAUAGGUGCUGUUUGCAACUGCCUUCUUCCCGAGGCCCUUAAGAUUAAUGCGGUUCGUCAUGAUCCGGAUUACCAAGCCGAAGACGGCGAGAAAAUGAGGCUAACAAGUGCUCUAAGUUGCUUGUCUUCAUUCUCCAUGCGUCAGAGGCACUUGUCGUCGUCCUCCCUCUUCCUGUCGUUUCCUUUAAAUGGGUGCCUUCCACCAUGGGAGUUGAGAAGAUCCAAUACUAGCCCUUUGAAGGAGCAAUAGAGUCCCUGUAUCCUAUCAAUCGUGUCUGCAAAAGCAAAAGCGGAUUUAGGUAUCUUUUUCACCCCUCCAAAAUGAAUUUGGUUAAGAAUGAAUGUACUCUAGGUUAUGCUCUUUUUUGAUGCCCCAUGCCAAGAUACUUGUUUGUUGUAUAAUUUUGUUCAGGUGGCUGAAAUGGGAAGUGGCUUUGUUUUUUCUUUUUUCGCUCUGUAUUCAUGCUGCUGCAUCUGAGUGUUGAAUUAAAUGGUUGUUCUCUGAGAUACCAAAUGCUUGAUGAGCUUUUUUUUCUUGUAUCGAUAUAGUUGUGCACAAUGGUGCAAUCAACUUUG